GCUAUAUCUCCACGGCUCAUUCCAUCUUUUUAUAAUUUUGUUUUUCUCCGCCUUAGUAUCUUGCAUUCGGUUCAGAUUCCCCGCUAAUACCGGUUCGAGAAAUUUUAACACCUCCUUCACCAUGACUUCAUAUGAAGUCGAACAUUCGACCACUCCCGACACCAAUACUCGAUCCACUAGUGAAUCGCGACCCAACCCACGACACCGCCGCCCCGACCUGUCGACUUUUUUUGCAACACUCAACGAAAUAAGCCAUGACCCAUCUGAACCGCGAACACGGCCCUAUGCUGUGCCUGUACCGGGCGACGUGAGCGCUGCGUUUCGUUCCCUUGCGGAGGCGCUCGAUGUGAUUCGGCGGGAGACAGAAAGCGGAGGCGAUGCGCCGCUCCCUGUGUAUGACGGGCGGGAGCCAGAGGGACUGGCAGAAGGCGCUGACGGAGGCUUAAUUGGCCAGAUGAUAAGGACGUUGCUGCAAGAUGCGGAAGCCCCUCCACGGGAAGUGGAAGGCGUUAGUGAGGUGUUUGUUGAUGCUCUGGAUCGUGUUCCAGCUUCUUCGCUAAAGCCUUCUCAAUCGUGUCCUAUCUGCAACAACUCUUUUCUAGAUGAUCCGUACCCGCUUGUCGUCCGUUUGCCUUGUCAUACAUCGCAUCUUUUCGAUCUCGAAUGUGUGAGACCUUGGCUCCGCUUGCGAGGCACAUGUCCCCUGGAUAGAGUUGAUUUUGGGCAGAAAGAACGGGACAAGGAGCGAGAGAGAAUAGAGAGGAUGAUGAAGAGAGGAACAGCCACUGAGAACGAUCAAGAUGAAGAUUGGGAUGGCAUGUACGGGUAA
Coccidioides immitis RS is the source of this 829-nucleotide messenger RNA. RefSeq lists its product as uncharacterized. Lineage: Eukaryota; Fungi; Ascomycota; Eurotiomycetes; Onygenales; Onygenaceae. The record is from RefSeq and is a predicted model, not a curated record. The transcript has 3 exons. Bases 122 to 829 code for a protein of 235 amino acids.